GAUUGGUACGUUCGGAACUUGGGAUCGAGCGAACUACACCAAAGAAGCAAAUCGCUUUUUCUUGAGCCAUCGAGUCGAGUGCUCUCCUUGUCUGCGAGCAUCAAGAGGCUGACCUCUGCUGGAGUUCUGUGACCAAAGGCCCCCUGCCAGGCCUGGCCACCCCACUCCACCACCACCACCCACUGCUGGUUCCUCCGGGACCCGACCAUGGGGAACCUCCUGAAGGUGCUGACCUGCACCGACCUGGACCAGGAGCCCAACUUCUUCCUGGACUUUGAGAAUGCGACGCCCACGGAGGCAGAGAGGGAGGUGUGGCUGCAGGUGGACGUGGUGCUGAAGGACGCCAGAGGGAUCCUGGACGAGCUGCAGGCCUACAAGGGAGCGGGCCAGGAGAUCCGAGAGGCCAUCCAGAACCCAAACGACGAUGUUCUGCAGGAUCAGGCGUGGGCCGCCGUGGUUCCGCUGGUGGGGAAACUCAAGAAGUUCUACCAGUUCUCCCAGAGAUUAGAGGCGUCGCUAAGCAGCCUGCUGGGGGCGCUGACCAGCGUGACGUACGAGGACCCGACGCAGCACCUGGAGAGAGAGCAGGCGCUCGCCAAGCAGUUUGCAGAGAUCCUGCACUUCACGCUGCGCUUCGACGAGCUCAAGAUGACCAACCCGGCCAUCCAGAACGACUUCAGCUACUACCGGAGGACGCUGAGCCGGAUGAGGAUCAACAACCUACCGGCGGAAGGGGAGAACGAGGUGAACAACGAGCUGGCCAAUCGGAUCUCCCUGUUCUAUGCCGAUGCCACGCCCAUGUUGAAGACGCUGAGCGACGGCACCACCAAGUUCGUGUCGGAGAACAAGAACGUCCCCAUUGAGAACACGACGGACUGCCUCAGUACCAUGGCCAGCGUGUGCAAAGUCAUGCUGGAGACGCCGGAGUACCGCAGCCGCUUCACCAACGAGGAAACGGUGUCGUUCUGUUUGCGCGUGAUGGUGGGCGUCAUCAUCCUCUACGACUACGUCCACCCGGUCGGGGCCUUCGCCAAAUCCUCCAAGAUAGACAUGAAAGGUUGCAUUAAGGUCCUCAAAGACCAGCCGCCGGGCAGUGUGGACGGUCUGCUCAACGCUCUCAGGUACACGACGAAACACCUAAACGACGAGUCGACCAACAAGACGAUUAAGAUCAUGCUGCAGUAAGAGGCUCGUCGCCCUCGGCAACAGCCCCUCUCCGAUGGGCGGGAACCACUCAGAAUUAAUCUUUUUACGCUUCUUAUUUAAUUAUUAUUUUAAAGCAAACGAGCUGCAGCUCCGCCCACCUUUAGGACGCGAGAUGUCGUCAUGUCCGUCAUGUGCCAAAAAGCUGUCGUGGAGUUGCAACGUUUCCGAUGUUUAUCCACUAGGGCCGACGUCUGCUCAGGUGUUUUUAAAAGCAGGGGUUGUCCCCCUGUGCCAGGGAGCGCGGCGAGCUACACUUGAAACAUUUCAAAGAAAGAGAAAGAAAUAUAUAAAUCGAUAUAUAUAUCAAGAGAAAGAAGUAUAUAUUAUUUUUGUCUGAUUAGUUAUUUAAUAUUACAUCUUCUGCAUGAACAAAAGGAUGUCCUUUUGAGUUUUCCUCUAUUUAAGAUCGGUUUGAGUUGAAUGUGUCUGCUCUGCUGUGCGCGUGAUGAUGUUGUUGUUGUUGUUGUUGUUGUUGUUGUUGUUGUUGUUGAGACGGUACCUGUCCCGGCGAGAUUAACAGUACUGUUUUAUAUUUUUUUAUAGGUUUUGUUUUGUUUUGAUUUUGGAUAGUUGUGCAUCUGAUGAUUUUCAAACUGUGACGCGUGGAGUGAGUGCUAUACAUGGACAGGGUCCCAUCGCUGGGAAAAAUACAAACGACAAACAAAGAAAAAAAAGCAACAACAAAUAAAACGGGAAUGUUUUUCUACAACUGAA
Messenger RNA from Gadus morhua (Atlantic cod), 1920 nucleotides. It is a transcript of the gene cyribb, whose product is annotated as family with sequence similarity 49 member Bb. Bases 208 to 1185 code for a protein of 325 amino acids. NCBI's taxonomy places the organism in Eukaryota, Metazoa, Chordata, Actinopteri, Gadiformes, Gadidae. Gene Ontology annotation, biological process: regulation of actin filament polymerization. The transcript is spliced from 12 exons. Gene Ontology annotation, molecular function: small GTPase binding. The record is from RefSeq and is a predicted model, not a curated record.